UCACCGUGACACUCAUAUUUAAAGUGCACGAGCUUGUUAUAUUUGAUUCUUUACAUGUGUACCUUACGUUUUACACGAUCAAUGUAGUAUUUAUAAUACAGUACUAUCUGCUGUGUCAUUGUGAAUGACUUGCAGACGCUAAACACAGUAAUCAUAAAGCGAGAUGUCUCAAGAUGAAGCGGAUUGGGAGUUGUACUAUUGGAAAGGGAUUGGUCCUGGUAGAGGAGAAUUUGUCCGCCUUGUAUUCAUUGAGGCCAUUAGGAUGUCUCAAGAUGAAGCGGAUUGGGAGUUGUUCUACUGGAAAGGGUAUGGUCCUGGUAGAGGGGAAUUUGUCCGCCUUGUUUUUAUUGAGGCAGGAGUCCCUUUCAAGCAGAUGAAUGAUAACGAAAAGAACCGGGAACUAUUCAAGAAUAAGAAACUAACUGGAUAUCCAUGCUUUGCUGUUCCUAUGAUUAAGAAAGGUGACUUCCAGCUUUGUCAGACACCUGUUAUUUGUAAGUACUUGGGUAAGAAGUUUGGACUCUACCCAGAAACAGAGGAGGACAUAUGGCAUGCUGAACAGGUCAAUGCAACUGUGCAUGACUACAUAGCAGAGGGACGUUUAGCUUUCCAUGGCAUUGAUCACACAGCAUCAUACUUUGGUCAGGAAGAGGGUACCAAGCCAUAUAUAGAGAGAUUCAUCAAAACAAGACUGCCUUCAAUGAUGGAAACAUUUGAAGUUACACUCAAAGCAAAUGGUGGAGGAAAUGGUUUUCUAUUUGGGAGCAAGCUUACAUAUGUCGACUUAGGCCUGUUACACAUACUGAGAGCCACAGAGGCACAAUUCCCUGAGGCAUGGGCAGCUCUAGACAAACCUCUACUGAAGGCAUUCAAAAAUAGACUAGAGGCAAGGCCUAAACUUGCCGCUUGGUUUAAGUCAGAAGAAUGUGAGCCAUUUUCAGGCAACAGUAUGAUGUAAAAUAAAUGCUAGAAAUGACUCCAGUGGUGAUAAACACUAAUCACCUAAUAUGACUAAUUCUAUCAGUCAACUGCACAGCCACAUAAAAUACUCACAACCAUUUAUAUUCUACAUGGUCAAUUUAGCAAUGUGAACAGGUUUUAUAGACGCUUUGCAAAAAAAGGUCAUGAGCUCUGCUUGUAGAUGAAUUACUGAAAAUCACAUCAUGUGAUCAUAAGAUCACAUCAUAAGAUUUAGUACUACAAUUAAUAAUAAAUAUGAAUUACAUAAGUUACUAUUUUGAUAAAUAUUAAUAAAUAGUUUUCUUAUCUGAAGUCCGUAGUUUGUAUAAUUACUAAUAAAGAAUUAUCA
Molecule: messenger RNA, 1309 nt
Organism: Owenia fusiformis
Lineage: Eukaryota; Metazoa; Annelida; Polychaeta; Sabellida; Oweniidae
Source: the annotation of a GenBank genome assembly